Molecule: messenger RNA, 22139 nt
Organism: Pelobates cultripes (western spadefoot toad)
Lineage: Eukaryota; Metazoa; Chordata; Amphibia; Anura; Pelobatidae
Source: the annotation of a GenBank genome assembly
AUGGCGGACGCCGCGGUGGCCCUCACCCAAGGAGGAGUGGUAUCCACUACUCUCCAGCGCCUGGAUGCCCUCAUCGAAGCAUUUUGGGAGAAGCUAAGGGCCAAGCAGACACUACACGAGACCGUGAUAACUCCUAUGCGACCUACCUGUCACACACCAAGCAGCCCGACAGCACUCGCCAGAGGCCCGCUACGCCUGAGACGGCGGAGGAAGCGCCCACGUGCCGCAAAACAAGCCGCGCAACGAAAGGCAAUAAGCAGACAAGCGGUGAGCCGUGGAGCUCCACAGCCAUACAACCCCUUGAAACACAUGAACGACAAGCAGAGAGCCGAGGAGAAGGGAGAAAGGCACCUGCACAAGCGAGAUCAGCAGCUACCACCUCCGGCUGUGGGUUUGCAAGCCCAUGCUCUGUGGGACAGUAAAUUCCCUAUGAUGGGGAUAGGCUGACAACCAAGUCAAGCACUAAGCUACAUGCCAUAACUAUGGUAGCUGAAUGCAAGCUUAACAUGCUCUUUAGUAAUCCCCAGUUCAAGAGUAUUCCAGGUUAACCACUUACAUUCCACUUUGUCAUCCCUGUCUGGAUCUUAAUUUUAAUGUGCAUUUUAUGUGUUCCCUCACUGACAACCAACAUUGAGCUUAUAAAUGUACAUCCACUCUCUGCAUAGCUUAGCGGUUUCAUCCACUCAGCAUACAAUGGCAUCGUCCCCGAGCAUGUACAUAUAGGCAUAGGUCCCUUUAUCUAAUCCAGGUUAUGCAAACCGUACUUAACCCCCAGUUUCACCCUGUUAUUCUUCCACACACCAGCAGUGGCACUUGGUGCAUAAGUAACAAAAAAAGUGCAGACUAAGAGCUAUUGCUUUGUCCUCCUAGGACAUGUCUAUGAAGUCACUCAUGACAAAAAUGUGACAGUUUAUUCAAUAGCUUGUUAUUGCUAUAGUUAAUGCCUGAUUAUCUAAAUACAUUAGUCAUCAUGGCACAGAAUCGCAGACUGGUGCAACUGUUUAUACCAUGUUACUGUAUUAUUCUUAAGUACAAUCUCUAAAUACCAAGGCGGUCAGGAUGCUGCAAGCACGUUCGAUCUCAUACGGAUUGUUAUCACUUGAACAUGUGUGCCUAGAUUACUUUGUUAUUUAAAACAAAAAUGUGCAAAUUUUUCCAUGCCACAGUUUAACCUAUGUUUAACCAUAAAUAUACUCUGUUGUGGCGUAUGUAUGCGCCUUGUACUCACCUGCAUAACAAAAAUAAAGAAUAAAAAAAUAAAUUAAAAAAAGAUAGACUUGGAGGCAACUCGUGUAGCAUUUCCCACUUUGCAGAGGAGCUCGGGAGUCACAGUUUGAAAAGAGUAAUUCUUGUUGUAAACCUUCUGACAACUAUCACAUUCCUAUAUAAUUUAAAUUACUCCCUUAUGACAUCUAUCCACUACUAAUUAGCCAAUUUCUGUGUGCACUACACAAAUCACAUUAAAUAGCAUUAUUCUAUAGUGCAACAAUAAUUAAUGCAACGUUGGCACCCAGAUUUAUUUUUUUUCAAAAUUUACUCUUAUCUUACCGUUUGUGGAAUUAACUUUAUAAGUAAACCUAUUACUUCAUGUUAACACUGAAAGGGUAAACGACUUCUCUGGACACCUAUUCUUACAAACACCCGUUAUCUAAUUCUUCUCUCCUACAGGUAUGAUGACCAUGGCACAGCUGGGUGUAGUAAUAGGAGUGGUGACAGCAGUCGUUGCCCUGGUCCUCAACUCAUCUAUACAUAAGGUGGAGGAAGGUCAUCUGGCUGUAUACUACAGGUAAAAGGAUUUGCAAGCUUCUUACCAUUCUGGAUGUUGACACUCCCCUCCCCUUUUUUGUUUUUUCUCAUUUAUUUGAUUAAAUAUAAAUUAUUAUAAUAGCAACAUAUCUGUUACAUUACCACUGUGAAGUCCAUCAUUUAAGUGUGUGUGUGUGGGGGUUGAGAGUAAGCAUAGCCACUGUACCUAAUACCUAGAACAUGACCACCAAAGGAGCCUUGCAGAAUAUAGUUUUGAAUUAAAACACUGGUUCUUUUGCCUAUAUAAAAGAAAUAUGUUGAAUGUUGAUUAGAAAAAGUAAGUAUCUCACAAUUAGUGCUUUUUCUGAUUUAUAUUUUUAGACUGCUAGGCAUACAGCAUCAUUCUACAAGUAAUUACACAUUAUGUGUUUUUUCUUUCCUUUUCUUAAGAGGGGGUGCUUUACUGACUAGUCCCAGCGGACCUGGAUACCAUAUCAUGUUUCCUUUUAUUACUUCCUUUCGAUCAGUCCAGGUGAGUGUCAACUACACUGUACUUCGUAUACUUUUCUGACCAAUAAAAUAUAAAUUACAAAAAUUAACUACAGUGGCUUAUCUGGUAUGAGUGCUCAAGAUGCACUAAUUCCUUUGUGACCUUUGCACCUGGUACAAAUGUAGCCAUGUUUACACAGCUGCCCAUUGCCACUCAGGCUGAUGCUUCGUUAUUAGCCCAAGCAACAUAGUGGGAAUGGGCUGCUUGCAACUUUCCUUUAACAUUAAAAGAUUAAAGAUUAUUUAAUACUUCACAGUAAAGACAAUAGCAGAGGACUCUAGACACUAUACCCACUUCAAUGAGAUAUAGUAGUGACUGUGCAUAUAAUGUCCCUUUAAAAUGUUCUUAAAGUAUAUGUUAUGGAUUUUUCUUAAUCUAUUUUGUAUUUUCAGACUACUCUGCAGACAGAUGAAGUAAAGAAUGUACCAUGUGGAACGAGGUACGUUUAUUUUUGGUUAAAUAUUAAUGAAGAGCAAAAUUAAAGCAGUUUUAUUGCCCAAAAUAGUUUCAUUAUGCAAGACUAAAUUCUCAACUUGUCCAAAAUACAGUGGUCUAACCAGAUGUAGUUGGACCAUGGACAAAAGUAUACUUUCCAGGUAGUAUAUUAUUCCCUCUAAACGUGUCCGAUACACGCAUAACAAUGAAAACCACUGCCAGAAGUGUCUUAAUGGAGGAAGCAGGAUGUUGGCUUCAGAAUACGGAAUUCAAACAUUGCAUGGAGCAGUCAAAUUCAAUCAUAAUGUUUAUGUCCUAGUUCAGAGUGUCUCCUUCAGGUUAUUUACCCUGCUAGUUUGAUUUACUUUUUUAAACUUUAUAAUGUUGCCUUUAAUAUGGUGACUUUAAAGUUGCUCUGUCACAUGUUAGUAUUUUCAUAAAGAUAUAAGCUUUAUGAAAUACUAAUGCCAUUUAUGUUGGAAUUUCACUGAAAUUCGAAGGGAAUCCAAAGAUACCACAAAACAGAGUAGGGACCGAUUUUCCUUAUGGGGUCUUAUGAGGUUGCCAAAAGGUGGAGCUUCACCUUCAAUCCACCUUUUGUUCAAUCCAGCAGCCGUCACAAGUGACUGCUGUGGGAUGCAGGGAUCAUCCCGCUGAUUGUAAAACAUGAUCUAUGGAGUCUCCUGCAAUCUUAAUCAACUCACAGAGCUUCCAUCAGCUCCUCCAUACAGGACUUCAUUUACAAGCUACUGACUUGUUGAUACCGCACCCCUUAACUCCUACAUAGAUUAAUGAGAUCUCUGGCAUGUGUUGGGGUGCCUUGGUUUCUGAUAUAUUCCUCUAUCGGGAAUCCAUACACUCAACUAUGAACCAAAUAGUGAGGGGAAGCAGAACCACUACAACCAAUGGAGAUACUGCUUCAUCACACCUUGAUGCCACUAUCCCAGUACAAAAAGCCUCUUGCUAUACACUUGCUCAAUGGGGCUAAAUUCCUAAUCCCUGUCCUCUGGCGGGCAAAGGGGUAUCCCGAAGCUCCACCAGUGGAUGACCAGGAUUGAGGAGAUACGACAAAUAGGGGCCCUACUGGCUUCUCUACAAAACCGGACUGACAAAUUCCAUACUACCCUGGACAGCCUUUAUCUCUGUGCUAGAAAACCUAAGCAAGCAAGCUACCCACCAAGGUGGGGGGGGUGCAAAGGAGGGGGAGGCACUAUUGUGCUAGGAAAACAACUUUGUUUUCCUAGCACCUUAGUUUCCCUUUAAUACACAAGUCUCACCCAGCCAGUCUGUAUUAUGAGAGAAGCAAUGCACUUGCAGUUUGUCUUAUGCCUAAGCCACUUGCUUACUUUCAAAUGUACAUAUCAGUUGAUAGCCGAAUUACAAUGAAUAUUUUGGUUUUUGAUUCCUGCUCCGGACAGGCUGGUGUAAUAACUCUUUAGUUUUUUUGUUGGUAUCUAUUUUUCUAACUCCUAUGUACCUGAUAAAAUUUUAAAUAAAGAUUGUGGGGAAAAAAAUAAAUAAAAGUAAGCAGGACUAAUUAUUUGAUUAGAUUUCAGAGAGCCAUUUGGAACAAGUCAGCGAUUACAUAUAUAAAAUAUCAGCCCCAUCAAAGGAAAUAAAGUGUUCAAGUAUCAUACAACUAAUCUCCUGUGUCAAGUAUCAUACAACUAAUUCUCACAAUUCAAGGGACACCAAGAUGUGGCAUUUUCAUAUAACUAGUCAAGGAAACAAGUCAGGUUUAUGACUAUGGUGAAGCUGUUAACUAAAUAAUGUAUCCAAAAAACGCCUUUUUGAAAAUGAAAUAAAGCUUACUAAUAAGCAAUUUUGUUAUGUUAUGUUUAGUAAAGGAAACCUAUACAAGGUUACCACUCAAAGUAUCAUAAGCACUUCAGCCUGCUGUAGUAGUUGUGGUGUCAGGAUUCCCCUGGCACUGUUUCAGUUUAUUUAGUCAGUCUGGUUUUGUACACUUGGACAAUGUACUUGUGUCCCACUGGACAUACACUGCCACAUCCUUUGCUUCCCUACUGAACCAGGUAGGACUGCAUUCAUUGCCUGAGAGCAUCAGCUACUCCCAACCAGCUUAGCUGCAGAGAUACAUCAAGCUUCUUCUGCAGAAAACCAGGGGUGGUAUAUAACUCGGAUAACAACUGUAAACCAUUCUAAAAGGGGUUUGAUAAAUUACACUGGGAUGAUGACCGGAAACUUCUGUAACCAUAACCACUACAUGAAACAAAGCAUGCAUAGAAGCUUCGUUUAAAAUCACCUUCGAGUGAUUCAGUGAGGAGAAGUUUCCUUAUUUUAUUCCCUUGUUUUUCCUCUAAGCUAUUUUCUAUUCCCUCUCAUGCUGCAUUCAAAGCUUAGUCCGGUUCCUCUAAUAAGGGUUGGAAUAUUAGAAGGGGCUAUUUACAGGCACACAUUUUAUAUGAUGGCUUGAUUUAGUUGACAUUUGCAACUUCUAUUUGGAACCUUUAGGUAUAUGUAUUUUUGUUGAUUAUCAGGGUUUUUUUCUCCCAUUUUUGCAAAUAUAUUUGUCUUGUAACAUUCCAGUACUGGGAGUUCAUUUAUAGCCACAUUACCUGGGUUAGUGUACCUUCCCAUACAGACUUUUGUCUCUCCUUCCCAUUGUGUGAAGGAUUUAAGUUGGCAGAGUGCCAUAUUGUAUAACCUAAUGUAAUGUUUCAGUUCAGUAUUUUGCUACUCCCUAGGCCUGUUAUUUAAACAUCAGGACAUCAUUUUGUUUAGCUCUAAAGUUUAAAGGGAUACUAUAGUCAUCAAAACAACUGCUUAAAGGUCACCAUAACAACUGUUACUAUUAUUAUAUUACAGUUUUGUAGUUGAAUUUUUCCAAAUAGUCUAUUUUGGCCAAAGUUUUGCAAUUCUGUUUCCAAUUCAGUAUUUAGUGAUCUUCUCACUAAUCUCUUAAGCAUUUGUUAAAUAGCUUCUCUUGCACUUUUUCCUGCUUUCAUGUCUUAUAUAUUCUUAUUCCAAUUUCCUUAUCUACUAUGCCCUAUGUAUAGAUUCUUGACUUUGUUGUACUUGUUUUUUCAGUGGAGGUGUUAUGAUCUACUUUGAUCGAAUUGAAGUUGUUAAUAUGCUGCUUUCUUCAGCAGGUAAGUGUAUUUGUCUUUCAGCACGUCUUGGGUUUUGUAAUACCUCUAGAUAUUGGAAUAUAUCUAUCUUUUUCCAUCACCUUUCUGGUUCUGAACAGAAAGAUUACCAAAGUGCACAGGAUCUGCACACAAAAAAACCUUCCAUAUUUGCCGUAAAAAAAUUUUUCAUUAGUAUAGUGGCAGUACAAGAGGGAUGUUCUUCCUUAAGGUGGACAAGUAGCAUGUAUAAUUAAAUAUGUAAACCCACAGCUUCAUACCUUAAAUAACCAAAUCCGUAAUGGCAAGAAAACAGAACCAGGAGACCAAAUCCUGCAAAUAUAUCAAAAUACUUUAUUAUACAGGGUGGAAUCUGUACUGCCGCUAUACCAAGGGUAAAAUAAAAAAAAAAUUACGGUAAGCAAAAUUUCUGUUUUUCCUGGCGUAUAGGGUCAGCGUGAGGGAUAUAGCAAGAUCCCAAACUGGGUGGGAAGUCGGGAUACAGCAGUAAACCACACCUUACGAUCAAAAGCAUCUUCUGAGGACUAAAAGAUGUCUAGCCUGUCUUGAUAGAUGAAGGUAUUGAUGACCAAGUUACUGCCUUAUAGAUAUCCUCCGGAGAAGCCUAUGCAUUUGCUGCCCAAGAAGUAGCCAUAGCUCUUGUCGAAUUAGCUUUUACACUAGUGGAAAGAGACUGACCACUGACUUCAUAGGCCAUUUUUGAUGCCUGGCGAUAGUUGCCUUGGAUGACUCUUUUAUGUGCAUCUUGGAAAUUAAUGAAAAGGUGAUCAGAGAUUCUGAAAGACAAAGAAUGAUUAAUGUAGAUCUCCAGGGCUCUCUUCACAUCUAAUAAGUGCAAAUUGGCUGCUGCAGGAGUAGAAGGUGAUUGGCACAGAGUGGGCAGAAUAAUGGUGGUUGGCUUUUUGGAUAGUAUUUUUGGGAGAAACAAAGAUUUGAGAAUGGCUGACACUUGAACUUUCAAGGUAGAUAUACUGAAACCUAUCAAAAAGCCAUCUUGCAGAAACCCAACAAAUGGAUUGAUGGAGUUAAUAGUUCAUUGCAUUCGUCAAACCUUUUCCAGAUUCUCCAUUAAAUCUUAGAUGUUGAUUUUCUGUAUGAUCCAGAUCCAAUGUACCUUCCUCCAAUCCGUACUUCCGAAGUAUUCCAUGCUGUCAGUCAGAACAUAUAUGAAAAGUCUCCAUUGGUACUUGUGUUUUCCACUAUUGGUUCCCUGAGAGGUAGUUCCCAACUUCUCCGGGCCAUCUGUUUCAGCUCAGUAGGGCAUGAUAGCUAUAGCUGUAGCUUUGUCUAAUCCCAUCUUUAGUAAAAUACAUGGAAUCAAGGAGAUUGGAGGGAAAAUGUAUACUAGGUUGAAAUCCUAGAUGAUAGAAAGCCUAUCCAAAAAAUUUGUGUUAUCUGUCCGGCACAGGGAGGCAAAGGUUUUUCCUUGUUGCCCUGAGGUCUAUCUCUGGUUGACAGAAUUUCUUUGUGAGUCUGCCAAACAUCAUUGAAUCUAGUGACCGCUCAGUGUGCGUCCAUUGUGCCCUGCUUGUGUGUCCACUCCUCUGAUGUGAACAGCAGAAAUAGCUUCUGAUCGUUUUUCUGACCACAAAAUUAUUCUUGCACUUAGAUUGGAAAGAGCAGGGACUGUGUUCCUCCCUGUCUGUUCAGAUGGGUGACAACUAUGAUAUUGUCCGAUUGAAUCCUCACAAUUUUCCUAUGAUCAAAGUUUCGAAAGAGAAUAGAGCCCUCAGAACUACAUUUAGUUGCUUGAAGUUGGAGGAUUACUGAGCCUCUUCUGCAGAACAUUUGCCUUUCUGGAAUAAGGGCUUUAAAUGAGCUCCCCAGUCGGUAAUUGAAGCAUCAGUGGUAAUUGUGAGCCAAUCUUUUUGGUAAAAAAAAAACACCCAAACCCAGGAAGUGAAUAUGAAUCCACCACUUUAAUUUGUUUCGAACUUUUUUUGUAUUUGGUGAAUUCUGCAUCCAAAUCCUUCAGUUCCCCGGACCAGGAUUGAACAAUUUCCCAUUGAAGUGGUCUCAUUUGUGCCCUUGCCAGUUCACAGCUGGAAUGCAUGACAUGAGAAUUCCUAGUGUGCUCAUUGCUUUUUUGAUAGAACAGACUAAACCAGUUCUCAGAGACUAGACUUCUUUUCUAAUUUUCAGCAUUUUCUGUCAGGAAAGCUUGACGGAGAGAGACCUGGAGUCCAUUUCUAGAUGUAAAAAUGUGAUUCUUGUUGAGGAAAUAAAUUGACUUCUCACAAUAUACAGCCAGUCAUUACCCUACAAGAUUUGGAGAGUGACGUGGAUGUUUGUAAAUAUUCUUGAGGCAGUGGAGAGACUGACAAGGAGGGUUUUGAAUUGGAAGUGCAUUGGAUAGGCUAAAAAUCCCAAGGAGGCGGAUUGGGGGCUAGGCCAGCGCCGGCAGACUCGCGCAAUACUGGAAAUAAGGUUUUAACCCUUUCUAUGGUGGUUUUAACACUAUAGUGUCAGGAAUACAUGUUUGUCUUCCUGACCCAGUAGUGUUAAUUUAAGUUAUUAAAAUGUGCAACUAGUGAAAAUUAGUAUUUCGCAGACUGGUAAAAUGCUUGUAAGUGCUUAUAUAGAAUUAAGAGAUCACACGUCUUCAAAGUAUUUAUGCAGAUACACUUACCUAGCAUUCAUAACUGAAUCUCUGGGUCUCAAUUUGUAAUGUGCUCUUUGUUUAUACUUAUUCAUAUUGAUAUUUAAACUUGUUGGUUGUCAUUCAAGCUGUAUCAUUCUUGUUGUAAGUUAGGGGGGGGGGGCAAAUACUUUACAUCAUGCAUUAUACAUGGAGAUAAAGGCAUGCACAUCUUUAUUUAAAUCUAAGUGAUUUUUGCUCAGAAACUGGUAUAUAUAUUGUAGGUUUAUUUGCAAUGUGCUUUUUAAAUUUUAUUUUACCAUAACAUUUUGCUCACAUUUUUAGCAUUGAAAGUUUCUGGAAAUGAAACUCGGCUCUUGCCCAUUAAGUACGCCAUGAGACCUAUUUACUCAAAACAUUUGAACAAAAAUUUAGUAAAUCACACAUGCAAUCUCCUACAGCUCGGGCCGUAGUAGAAGGGUAAGAGAAUGGAUAUACAGCUGAGCAGAGGCCUCAGAAGUGGAAAUUAUCAGCACCAGCACACAUGCUGGAUUUUUAUAUUGUCACUGGUGCUAUUAUCCUUCGACAUCUUUAACAAAGGAGGUGAGAGCAGAUCUACAUGAACAGGGUGCAGCUCUUCCAUAUAAUCAGUGCCCAGCCAUCCAUCCACACCCAUAAUACCAUCCAUUCAUAUCCAUAAUCUAAGCUGUCCAUUUACAUCCAGUAGCCCUAGCCAUCCAUACACACCCAUUAAAGCCCAGUCAACCUCAAACACAAAUCGGCCCCAGCAUUCCAGCAUCAGUAAUUUUGAGCAUUGUAACCAAGCCUAUUACAUGGACAGAUCAUACAAAUAACUCAUGAGUAGAGUGCAAGCAAAAAUGUGAGUACGAUUUCAAGUAACUUUCAAGGAGUUUGCUAUUUGAUGUAAACUGCUCACAAGAUCUAAAUCUCAGGCAGUUAUGUGAAUAAGCCUCUUUUAAUUGAAAAUGAAAGCAAAAGGGAGAUGGCUCACUGUUUACUAUAGCUUGUAAAUAGAGCUGACAAUUUGUUAAUAUUUUGGGUUCUAGACACAAAAGCUGCAGGCUCUAUGAGUGUACUGUUCACAAAGCACCUGUACUACCAACUGGAUUCAGUAUUGUUUUAUAGGAGUCUGUCAUAGAACAAAUGAGGCAUACUAUGGCAUUUGAUUGAAACUGUCUGGAUUUUUGACAUUUUAUAUACUAAUCUCCUGACUUCUUUUAUGCUUUUUGUUUCCACAGUGUACGAUGUUGUUCGAAACUACACCGCCGAUUAUGAUAAGACAUUAAUAUUUAAUAAAAUCCACCAUGAGCUGAACCAGUUUUGCAGUUCUCACACCCUUCAGGAGGUAUACAUCGAGCUAUUUGGUAAGCGUCCAUGAAAGUAAUUUUGUUUUUCUUGCUCCUGACAGAUAUGUACGAACAUUCAAAAUCUAGGUAUUCACGAAAUUAGUAUUGUAAUUUUUAUUCCCAUGUUGGUGAGGAAAGUUUUUUUCAUAAAAGUGUGUGUGUGUGUAUUCUUUUCCUAUUUUUACUGCAGCCUCUUGGACUUUUUUUUGUCCUGUAGUGAGUGUAACGUGUUCCAUGGCAUCGGAGCAUGCACAAUGAGGCAUUUUCUCUGUGCAGCUCCUUAUUGUGACUCUGUACCAUCUGCAUAUGGUGAGUGCUGCAAGCAUUCCCUAAUUCCCUAAUAUUUUAGCUUUCGUGCGAGCGUUCAGUUCCUCAUUUCCUCUGCAAAGUUUGGUUUGAGUUACUGAAUAUAUUUAAUACAUCUAUGGAAGUGGUCCAUACUAAAGCUGUCACUGUAUGAAACCGAAUUCAUUUUCUAAUUCGCUUCAUAUCAUCCUUAUAUUAUCUAAAGGGUCUUUGAAUCUCUAAGCUUGUUCCUGUGUCCUAUUUAAUUAGUUGUUGCUGGAAUUAGUUACUCUAACUUAAAGGGACAGUCACAGAAAGUCUGAGUGUGGUUAGAAGGGGAGAAUUUUGAUCUGCAGCUGUUGCAAGCUGUUUUUAGAUAAACCUUCGAUGGGAACAAAAUUUACAUGUAUGCAUGUUUUCAGUGGUGUAUAUUUACUAAGCAAUGAUAUUUUAUUUGAUAUAUUUAGACAGCUGAGCGCCCCUUUAAAAUAUGUGCAGUGAUAGACAGGUCUUGUUUGCCGCAUUACUCUAAGUGUAGGGAAGAUUUAUUUACUUGUUCUGUCUUAUGUCUUCAUUUAUCUCUUUCCUGCCAUACUGCAGAUCAAAUUGAUGAAAACCUGAAGCUAUCUCUACAGAAGGAACUAAAUUUUAUGGCCCCUGGACUCACCAUUCAGGUAAUUGGAUGAGGGCCUCUGUCAUAUUCUUUAUUUUUGCAGUGCAUGCGUUUACAUACAGAUUUGCGAUACCGCAACAGUAUUGGCAAGUAAUUCAAGUAUCAAAUAUUGUUUAACUUUGACAUGGUAUGUGGAGUAACUGCACAUUUUUUAAAUAAUAUACAACAGAUUAAUGGUAAUGCUGGGUGUAGUUAGGGCAUGAAAGUGAGUAACAAAUUUGUAUACUGUGCUUAUCACCCGGGCAAUGCGAUAAAGUAAACAUGCUAUAUACGAUGUAGGUAUGGUGAAGAACAUGACAAACUUAUACUGCGCAUUUUCGUAUAUAGACAGGAUAGUAUUAUAUUUGCCUAAGGGUACUUAAGUUGGGUUAGUAGUUUCAACAGAGGCAUUAAAAAUAAUAUAAAAUAAAAAUAAUGCAAUCAAUGUUGUAGCAUGCUGGUAAAAUACAACUGGCCGAUACCCUGGCUACACUGGGACCGGUGUGAGACUACUUAUGGCAUUUAGCCUAUGCCACUCAGAGUCCAAGUGUAGUGAGGUCGCCUGGUACCAGACUCUGUCUCCCCCUCCUGCAAGGUCAACGCUUGUAUAGUAUAGGCAGCUGAGGUCUUAAAUGCAACAAUAAUUAAAAUAAAAAUAGGCACUAAAUGUCUAAGUCUGUUGCUGGUGCCCUUGGAACAACCUGCCAGGGGUGGGAGAGUCAUCUGCCCAUUUGCAGGGUCAGCCAGUUCCCCAUUGGAGCCAAACUAAGUUCUGCCAUGAGAGUCCCGGUGUCAGGCCCAUCAUCCCGCUGGAGUGGGGGCAGGUAAGGUUAAAGUGGAAUUCCGGAAAGGUGUUCGACGUCUGUCUGAGCUUUGCUUGCGGCAGCAGUGACUUACUUGGUUUGUGGUGCAUAGUGUUCAUAUUGCGCUUUAUUGGGUCACCUACCCUCCGCUUCACCUUGGGUCUCCUGCUUCGUUGUGCCAUUGUCGCGUGAUGGGCUACACCUGCAGCUUGGGAGGCUUCACUGCACCGUUUUCCCGCAGCCGGCGAUCUGCUUGGUGUGGCGGGUCCCAUGCGCGUUUGAAACUUUGUCCCCCUCUGUGGCUCCUUCUUCCGUGCUGCUUUGUGCUGGCUCCCAGAUGGGGGGCGCCGCGCACAGUUCUACCAUUUCGGAGCCUGCUUCACCGCCGUGUAUGCAGUUUUCCUGGGUUCCCGGCCGGGUUGCACAGACUGCACUCUGAGUGGGUAUGUACCCAUCUGUAUUGUGGCUUGCAUUGCGUGAGCACUUAGCCGCUGUGGGGUGGUCAGAAAUCUUCAAAAAUUUUCUCCAGCCGAGUCAUGGUGGUGGGUGCUGUAUCUGUGAGGUUGGUGGAGCGCAUGGUUGGUGGAGCGCAUUUUAGGCCAGUUGUUGUGCUGCGUGCUCUGUCUUGAGAUGACUCACCGGGUUCCCGUUAAACCAGGGCAUCUGCUCAGGGGGGGAGCGGGAUCACCCCCACCGGUCCAGAGGGUGGGGGGGGACAGGGGUCUUGUCUCCGUUUAUCAGCCAUGGGUGUCAGCGGGGGAGCAGCCGUCUCCCUCAUGCUGACCACGCUUGUAGGCCCCGCAGGACGAGGAGGCGAGUUUCGCUGGAAGUGUCGCUUGUGAGGCAUCAUUGUGUGCCCCUCUUUGUCACCUUCCUCCUGGUGGCCUUUUUGAGCCGAUUAAUUCUCGUUUUGACGGCUGUUUUGUACUUUUUCCGUGCUGCAGAGCAGGAGCUGUAUAGUUUAGCUUCCUCUCCUCUCAGAGGUCAGGCCCCGCCCCCUCGAAUUGUGUGUGUUUUAACCACAGUCGUUAAAACUGUACGAUUUCCUUUUGCUAUUCCUGUAAGACCGCAAUAGGUCUAUACAGCUAUAUUUGGUUGCUUUGCAUGUCAAUGAGUCCUUUGGAAAUAGAUCUUGCAUCAUUGUUCUUAUAGCCAUACCCACUCACUAAAUUUUCUGGAGAUCACAACAUUUAUUCUUCCGAGCCAGUUGGCAUAUUAAAACAAAGCAGAGUUACUGUAACAAGAUACUUUGGAUCUUCAUUAAAAAUACCUUGAAAGGGACACUCCAGACCUCUAGAGCAAUUCAGCUUGUCUCCUACAGGACGUGAUCCCAGUUUAAUUCUUUUAAUAUCUGACAAUCUAUUUUUAUUGAUUAUAUCAAUGUGUAGUAGAGAAAAAGUACAGUGCAGGUACAGAGAUAUACAUGAACAAGGAAAAUGGUACAUAUUUAAUACAUCUAUGAAAGUGGUCCAUACUAAAGCUGUCACUGUAUGAAACCGAAUUAAUUUUCUGAUUUGCAUCAUAUCAUCCUUAUAUUAUCAGUGUAGUGCAAGGGAAAACGCAUACGAGCAAUAUGUUUCUUUAUCCCGACAGGGCUUCACCCAAAUGUUUUGUAAUAUUUGAGAGGGAAUCCAUCGGGCUCAGGGGCCCUGCCUGACUUAAUGGCUUUCCGCAGGUCCUCCAGGGUGAUUUCAGAGUCCAAGCGUUGUGAUUUGUGCUGGACUUUCUUCUGCAUGUUAGUCGACAAGUAAUUAGUCAUGUCCUCGAGAUGCACAGUUGUGCUAUCAGGGUAGUCUCCGUCUGAUAGGUUGUAGAUGCCAGUCUAUUACUUGUGGAAAGUGUCUGCAAUAUCUGAUGUGAAUUCUGAGACCUCAUGGAAAUUCAUCUGGAUACUUUAAAUAUGGAUGCGAUAUAUGUUUCUUCCAGAGCAUGGUUGCUAGCAGCCAACCGCAUUUAUUGGAGUGUUCAUAGGAAAAAACCUCUUGGAUUUUUGAAGCAUCCGAUGUUGUUGCUGCUUUAGUAGCAUUGCAAGGUCUUUCUUUGCUAAGAGCAGAUCGUGGAAUUCAUCUCCUAAAGGGGCCGUUUAUGUUGCAUCUCCAGUGUACCAAUCUUGUUCAAUAAAGUUCGGGUCUUCUUUCGGGUCAUGGCAAUGGUGAUAAAAUGACCCCGGAGCACACUCCUAUGGGCUUCCCACACAGACACUGGGAUGAUAGACUCGAAGUAGUUGGAGAGCAAGUCCUGGGUCAUCUGGAGAACCUCCUGCUCCAACAACGACGACUUAUUGAGCCUCCAAAUGCGUUCUCGUGACUUGAAGAGUGGAGAAGCCAUUUGGAGAGAGACUGGUGCAUGGUUCGACCAUGUAAUAUUGCCAAUGUCUGCAUCCUGUAGUAGUGACCAAUAAUUCUGAUGUAAGAAUAGUCUAGUCUAUUUUGGGGUAGGAUCCGUGGACUGAUGAGAAAUAAGAGUAAUCUUUAUCCUCUGGGUGGAGAAUCCUCCAGCGGUCUAUCAAAUGUAGCUGUUGCAAUGAUUCGUGUAUUUGUCUGAUACGGUUACACACGGAUCGUGCUGUGGCCAUGGUAUGUAUCCUUAGCUGGGUUCAUUGGGAGAUUGAAAUCUCCGCCAAGCAGUAGAACCCCAGCAGUAAAAUGCUUCAGGAGUUUGAGUGGUAGAGAGGAAGGCAUGUUUCUGGAUAUUGGGAGCAUAAAUAGUGGCAAAUGUGUACAGCUGCGAAUUAAUGAGGCCCUUGACAAAAAAGUAUCGACCAUCUGGGUCUGCUUUUCAUUCGGUAAGCGUAAAUGGGGUCUGGUGAGAGAACAGAAUUGAAAAUAUUAAAUAGUAGCCAUCUACAUUGAUGGUAAGCCUGAUGGCUCCCUAUGGAAAACAAACAUUCUAUUCAGAGUGUGAAAUAUAGGAGUGUGAGUAAUCAGGCCACCAUUGAAUUAUGCGGGGCGGAACUUGUGUGUAGAAAUCUGCACUAUAGUGUUCUGAUACCAGAGUUAUAGUCUGACGUUGAUAUGAAAGCUUAUCUAAAAAAAAUAAAAAACAGAAUAAUUGUCUGUGGGGUGUUGUAAGAUCAAAAGCUGCAGUCGGAGGCUCAGCCAGGGGACAUAUGUGUGGAUGCCCAGUAAUCUGCUGUUCCAAACUAGUGUGACCACGGCCCCAUCAGACAAUAGGGGACAGGAACGUUGCCAACUUAAGUGUGACAAGGUGUUAAUCACUUCCCUCCGAAUGGAACCAUUACUAGAAUAGAUGCAUUCCUGGAGCAACCGGAUGGGGUACGAACAUUAGGGGAAAAGUCACGGAGAGAGGCAGACAAGCCAUACACCUCCCUCUGCUAAGGCCCAACCAUAAGAUCUAGAAUCUGGCACUAGCAGUAAAUGCUGCCUGACUCCUCUCCCCGGGAGCUCACCCCUCCUCCCUCCCACCGAGAAUGAACCGUGUUAGUCUACCUAUGUGUCAAAAGACGUAGACAAUAAACAUAUUCAGGUAAACCACAAAUCUGGAUAUUACUUCUCUGGCCCCAAUUGUCGAGGUCCACGACCUGCCUGCGGAAAUCGAGCAGCAUGAUCUCCUGCCGCGUGGUCGCCAGCUCAGCCGCAGCAUGGGUUUGUUUGGAGCAUUCUGAGGUUGCCUUCAGCGUGGAAACUUGCUCCUGCAAAGUAGCAACAUCUUGCUUGAUAGCUGCCAAUUCUGCCCAUAUUGUGCGCUUCAGGGAAACCUCUAUAACCCCACCACCCUCCCGCCCGCAUUGGCCUUUGUAAACAUGGUUGUGGCAAAAGCACGAAGGUCCGCGUGUAGCUGGAUCAUAGGGUAAUGUUUCUCCUUUCCUGGUUUUCACGGUACGUGGGCUCCUCGUGGCCAUCUGCUGCAUGGUUGGCCAAAUCCGGUCGCAAAUAAGUUUUCCAUCGGUCCAGAUCUAGAUGGCAACGGGUGGCAAGGCGGGUUGGGCGUACCUGACUUCUUAGUUCAGGCCCAUUUUACCCAGAGUUUUAUGUUGUUGGCAACGGUUUUUCGGGACUCUGGGCUGGGAGCAUAGCGCUCAAGCGCCCAUCUUGUUCAAGCGCCCGGAAAUGCCCCCCAAAUGCAGAUUUCAAUAGAAAUUGCAACUUUUAUAAAUUAACCUUGUUACACCCCCUGACUGUCAAUCCAACAACCAGCCCUGUUACUGCCAUGUUGUUUAGCUCAAUGGAGCUAAACUCAAGAGGCAGCAAUUACCCAGGGCACCUGUCUUACAAGGACUUCUCAUUGAGAUACAUUUUGGAAGUUUCUGAUUUGAUAGCCACAGAAAGUCUGGGUUAGAGGUAGAGGGCUUGCAAAGAAUGCAGACGAGAUCUGCAGCUUUCGCAUGCUGUUUUUUGUUUUUGUUUUAAUAUAUACCCCCAAUGAACAAAAUGUGUAAUUAAAUGCAUGCAUGUUCGUUAAGUAUGUAUAAAAUAAUUAUUUUAACUGAUUUUUAAAAGUUUUUAUAAUUUCUUUUUUUAAGUGUUUGUCGUAGUAGUGCUCUUUGAAUUUGAACUUUGCUACCAGUGUAUUUACUUAUGCAGAACUUGUAUAUAGCAGAGGUUAUCAAUGUUCAGUGCGCAGGCCAGUAGUUUAUCUGCAGGGUUGCCUUCAGGUUGCAAUUGUGACAUAUGUCUAUAUACUGGCUUUUGAAUAUCAGAAUUAUUAUUCAUUGUGUACCCAUAAUGCAUUGUUCACCUUGAUGUAUAUUUUGUAUUGUGGUAAUACUAGUAUAUAAUAGUAUUAUAAUAGUUUUAGGGACUUAACUAAAGCACAUUUUAUGUGUUUGGUUAAUAUAUUAUGUUCAUGUUAUUGCACAAAUCUUGUUUCUAUCUAAAUACUUUUUCAAAUAUAAAUUCAAAUGGAUUUUAAGAAGGACAUUUAAUUGGGCUUAGUUCGCAAAGAUUUCAGUUCUGAAGGAAUUUAAGUAUUAUGGCUUGUGCUAGGAUUGCUGCAUGCAUCCUCUGUAUCAAUAAGACUUUCUACAGGACACAAGGAGGUCCUUUUUUUUUUUUUUUAUUUAAUUUUUUUAUACAGGAACUACAAAACCUAAUUAAUUUGAUUCUCCGUUGGGAAGAAAGAAUUCCAAUCAUUAUAUUUUUCUCCCUAUGAAUAUUUCCCUUUCUCUUACAAUACAAGUAAGGAAUGGACGCCAACAUCUAAUUUUAUUUGAACAUUGUCUGUAAUCAGCAUGCUCGCAGACCAUGUAUUUUGUAGAAGCUGAGAGUCCGUGCUGUGAUCUAUUGAUGUAGGGUGAAGUAAAAAAAUAAAAAACUCUCAACAUACUGUCAGUGAGAGCCUGCCUGGAAGUUGUGGAAGUGUUCCGGCCUCCCCUCAAGAAGUAUAGAAGAGGGCACUCAUAUAUGUGCCCACGGUUGCUAUCUGUGUUUAAGAACUUUUACCUGGUUUGAAUACCAAAUCAUUUUGAAAAGAUCAUUGGUUAACAUGUAGCUGCCUUAAGAUAUGAAAGUGUGAGGUUUUUUUUUUUGUCUUGCCUCUCCUGCAAUCUCAUGUCCCUUCUGCUGCCCCCUCCUCCUAGAAUUGCCGAUUCUAGUAAAAUUAUUAUUUUCAAAAAAAUAUUAAAGUUCACUGUUGGUAAGUUAGAGUUAAAUGGUUUAAAAAAACAAAACACGUGAGGAUGCCUAGCCACGAACUAUGUUUUAAUGCAAACGCUAUUUCGACUGUCCUUAUUUACACUUAUCUCAGGUGGAUCACGCCAUGUACGUUUAAACAAUGGUAUAAUAGGGACCUGUAAUUAGACACCUAUGAUGUCUUAACAUGCAUGCUUUGGGUGCUGCUGUGACAAAUAAAUAGGACAAAUUAAGUGCAGCUCACUCCAUUUGCCUUUAAAUCAAAAAAAGGACAAAACUAAUAAAAUACAAACUGGCUUUUUAUACCAGUAGGGUUUUCGAAAUCACCUGACAACAACCAUGUGGAUUUAGUUACAGUGUAUGGCCACGGAUUGCAUACUCCUUUCUCAGGUUUUGGCAGAUAUAAGGUAUACAUGUUGUUUGUGAGGCUCCUCUAUUUCAUUCUCUGUAUAUAGAUCCUUCAUAUACAUUUUUUCACUGUACUAGAUUAAAUCAGAAAGCAUCUUCCAUAAGGAUGCCUAUUUGAUCCAUAUCUAGUACACCAAUGUUUUUAUUUAUUUUUUGCUUGUUCCAGAAGCCUCAAAUAUUUUGUAGUGACAUGGUAAUGUAACCCUGCUGUAUAUAAACACACAUUCUGUUUAUUGGUCGUAUCCUAGGCUGUGCGAGUUACGAAACCAAAAAUUCCAGAAGCAAUCCGGAGAAAUUUUGAGCUCAUGUGAGUAUCCCAGCUGCUUUGCAGUUUUUCAUUUGUACUGUGGGGCUUGAACUGCUGUAUUGUUUUUAUUUAUUUGUAGGGACUUUUUAUUUAUAUUUAAUUCUCUUUUAACAGUAGCUGCUCCAUUUCGUACAGCAAUAUAUCCAAGGUCAUUUAAUGUAAUCUCUUCCCUCAUUGCAUGUUUCAGGGGCACCCUCAGAAUGCAGUCACUCGUCAUAUAUGCUGCUGGUGGCACAGGUUUAUCGUCCUAGUUAUUGUUUGUUUGCUCACAAGUAGAUAGUAGAUGUCAUGUGCUGAUACAUAGUUUCAUAUCUCGGCACUCCCGUUUUAUUAUUAUUGUCUUUUUUUUUUUUUCACUACUUCUUAUAAUUAAUGUCUUAUAUAGACUGUUGAUUAAAUGUGAGCUGCACUUUUGCAUGGUGUUCAUUCUCCUUUUACCCUGCAACACUUGGCAGGGAAACCACUAAUUGAAAUAACUGGAAAGAACGAGGCGGUUUGCAUUAUACACUUGGAUACCCCAAGAAUACUGUCACUAAUCAAUAAAGGAUACAAAUUCCGCUGACCGUUUUACCUUUUAAUUAUAGGGAAGGUGAGAAGACCAAGCUCUUAAUCGCAGCCCAGAGGCAGAAGGUGGUGGAGAAGGAAGCCGAGACCGAAAGGAAGAAGGCAGUGAUAGGUAAAUCUGAUCUUCAUCUCUAUAUUUCACUCAGAGUAAAUAUGAUUCUUCAUGCUGCAACAACCAAUAUACGCUUUAGUGACCAUACCAUUUCUUUUAUUAGAGAAAAUUAUUUGACAGUCGGAUUAUAGAUACCCAUGAUGCUCAUAAGCUUUCACCAACUCAAAACACAGCCGGCAAAAGUUCAUAAAAGUUGUAGUUCUUGAAAUAUUUUAGGUCUGUAUUAGGGUGCAGCAGUGAUUUGAAUGUUAUCCCACCCCCAUAGACACACUAAUUUCUGAAUUGUAGUGACUCAAAAUCCACCCAGAUUAAACCAGAGUUGCAGAAUUUUCCCGAUCCGCUAUUUGAAUGUCAGAUUGCUACAAUCUAGAGUUUACUGAAUAAACUUCUAGCAUGCAUUUUUAUGUACAAUCUAUUGGCACUGGGACUUUUGCCUGGUUAUAAACUUGGCAUUUUAACAGUAGAAUUUAAUACUUUCAGACUGUUUUGACGGUGUUAAUAAUUGAUACCUGCUAUGUGUUACAGUGGCUGGAAUAUUUGAUAAUUAUUGAGUGUGAUGGCAUGUGCAAUAUAUGAAUGUAACCGUAAUUUAAACUUUUGACUCCUAUAUCUUUAACCCAUCCUCUCCUCCAACUUUAUCCUGCCAGUUAUGUUUUGUUGGGAAUGCAGACAUUCUACCAUCAUGGAUGUAAGCCAGGCACCAGUAGCAGUGCAGAUUACAAUUGAGGUGAAUCCAUUUUCAUUUUAUCUUGGCAGAGGCAGAAAAGGUUGCGCAGGUGGCAAAGAUCCAUUUCCAGCAGAAAGUUAUGGAAAAGGAAACUGAGAAACGCAUCUCUGAGAUCGAGGGUGAGUUUCCAGGAAAAGUGGACUCCACGGGAAAUGCUGCUGAUAAAAUUCUUUUGGAUGUUUACUUUGUCCACUGUCAAUAAAAUUGAAACGGCACCUAGCCAAAUAGGUUCUAUUGAUCUCACUGAAGCUAAAUUCUUCUCAGCAAGCAAAUGGCAGCCAAAUGUUUUUGCUGUAAGAGAAAAAAAAUGGUGCUUCAAUGGUAAAACGAUUAUUGAGGUGGAUUUAGGAUUAUUGUAUUGUGUUUGGGGUUGUUAUCGGUCAAGAAGGACUUCGGAUUAAGGGUGUAAUUCCCCUGAAUGGUACCUAGGGGAAUGGAUCAAACUAAGAUCUAGCUUAUUUGAACCAAUAAGUAGCCGAAUGGUCUUUCAUAUAACAAGCUUUCCAUUAAAGCAACCAAAUGCCAUUCUGCACCUAGUAAAUACGAUUCGGAAAUCUUGUUAAAUUUAGGGAUUGAUCGGGUUCAGUGGGCUCUUUUGCCACCAUUAACCUUUACAGCUCUUUGUAAGAAUGAUGGUGCUUAGUAUCUGGGCACUGUCUCCCUCCCUCUGCAUCCUCAGCCUGUCAUUGAAAUCCAAAAUUCAUCAGCUAAGGCAGAAAUUUACAUUGGCGUUAAUCAAGGCACAGCAGCAGAGUGGACUUUGCGUGCUAAUAGUCUCUGUUCUCGUGAAAACACUGCAAUUAUGUGACAUUAAAGGGACACUAUAGUCACCCAGACCACUUCAGCUCAAUUAAGUUUGCAUCUGAAGGGUUAAAACCUGAGGGACCUGGCACCCAGACUGGUGCCAGGCCCCUCAGGUUUUAACCCUUCAGAUGCAAACAUAGCAAUUUCAGAGAAACUGUUAUGGGGUUAAGCCAGCCUCUAGUGGCUGUUUUCCAGACAGCCACUAGAGGCGCAUCUGCGGCGCUGGAGGCAUAUUAUGCCUUCAUCGCGCAGAGCGUCCAUAGAAAAGCAUUGAGAAAAUUGACCGCUUGAAUGCGCGCACGGCACUUGUCGCGCAUGCGCAUUCGGCUCAGCUGACGUCGGGGGAGGAGAGGUCACCAACGCCGAGGGAGCCCGGUUCUGGAAUAAGGUAAGUAACUGAAGGGGUUUUAACCCCUUUAGUGCCCUGAGGGUGCCCCUCCCGUGUCACUGUAGUGUCAGGAAACCUGCUUUGUUUUCCUGACACUAUAGUGAUCCUUUAACCAGGGAGACCAUUUUGAAGAUUAUUUGCACCAUAACUACUACAAGGCACUGCAGUUGUUAUGGUGCUUGGUGCCCAUUCAGUUAACCUUUUGUUGCCAAUCUGGAUGUCACUUACAAGCUCCAAUAUACACAACAUAAAUGAGCAUUUUGAAAUUAAACCAUGCAAUUCAGUACAGAUAUGUCAAUCAAGAUAAUGGUAUAAUAUACUUUUUCCAGAUUCGGCUUACCUUGCCAGAGAGAGAGCUAGAGCAGAUGCUGAAUAUUACACUGCACAACAAUUUGCAGAGUCCAACAAGGUAAGAAGAGAAUUUGGAUGUUUCUUGACAUGCAAAACAUUCACAGCUCUUACUCUAGAGCAGACUGUAACAGAAAGUAAGAAUCAUAACACUAGUAUUUCCAAGGUGUCUUCUAUAAAUUGUAACGUUAAAGAAAUGCAAACCUGUAUUCAUAAUCAUGUAGUAUCCUUGCUGCGGUUUCGUUUUAACUUCCCCCAAAUAAUUUCUACUGUUAAGUUAUGCUACAACUAAUAGAUUUAUAAAAUGUGUGGUGUCUUUUUGAAGUGUACAGCAGUAUCGUGAUCAGUAUGAAUACAAAUUAAAGGAUUACGCUAAGCAUCAUAAUCCCUACAUCCUGCUUUACUGGUUAUGAUGCUUCGAGUGCCCUUAAGGGGUAAACCAGUUGAACAUUUAUUCUGCCAUACGUUCUUUGGCUGAGCACUCUCAGACAAUGAAUGAAAGCCUGUGCAAAGGAUAUGAACAGAACUAACAUUUGCCAGUCUGGAACUCUUGUUUUGGACAAGCUAAUGAAAGCUGCUGUAGGUGGAGUUACACCUCCAGCAGCAGAAUGAAAUAUUAAAGUAUGUGCAUAAUUUCAUACGGAAACACUUCACAUACACAGCCCUUGCACCAUUUUACUUCAGAAGUGGUUCUAGAGAUUGGAGUUAAAACUUUACAUUUUGUUUGAUGGGAAUAGACAUUUUGUUUUUCUACCAGAUUACCAGUCACAUGAAUACACUAUGUGCCAUUAUAGUCCACACAUAAUUUGAAUAAUUGAAUUUUGAAUGUAAAAGGUUAAAAUUGAAUCUAUACAUCAAUCAACUCUUGACAUAGCGGGUACUGUCAACACUCUAUAACUGCAACUACAGUGCAUGCGCACUCAUACAAUCUGUCAUGCUCUGGGAAUGAAGAGAGCAUGUUGGGAUCAUGGGAACGUGCAUCAUUUGGACGGGGACAUAGGAAGAGUGAGUUUUACAUUAGUGUGAAAAACUCACAAAUCCAGUAUACAGUAGGUUACUGCUAUCACCAUGGGUAAAUAUUUAUUUAUAAAAAAAUGAAAUCUAAUAAUGUGCUUCCCCCAUUCUUCCCAGAUAAAUUUACCCCAUUUAUUUCACGUGUUCCUUCUCUCUUUUUGCAGUUAAAACUUACACCUCAAUAUUUGGAGCUUAUGAAGUACCAGGCAAUCUCUGCCAACAGCAAGAUCUACUUUGGUAGUGACAUCCCAAGUAUGUUCCUAGAUAACUUCUCUUUGAAAUCAUCCUUACAACAACAAGAUGAUGGGGCUUCAAAUACCGAGGGCAAAACACGAAAGAGCAAAAAAGUAUGA